Plasmopara halstedii is the source of this 733-nucleotide messenger RNA. RefSeq lists its product as uncharacterized. The transcript has a single exon. NCBI's taxonomy places the organism in Eukaryota, Oomycota, Peronosporomycetes, Peronosporales, Peronosporaceae. The record is from RefSeq and is a predicted model, not a curated record. Bases 19 to 543 code for a protein of 174 amino acids.
AAUUGACCGAAUACUAUUAUGCAAGUCUUAGAUGUACUUAAAGGUGUAAGUGCACAAUCCGAGCAAUGUGCAACUCGUUUCAAUUGGUUAUGUCAAGAAUGUUCUGAAGUGCACACACACUUAUCUGUUUACAUAAUCUUGGUCGAUUUUAUCCUAACUUUUCAUUUGAUCUCAGUGGAUGGCAUAUGUAUUCAACCAUUCGUGACAAUAUAUAGUACUCGAUGGAUUGUAUCGAAACGAACACUUACUACCGAAGCAGAUUUUUCACUUAGUUUCAAUUUGUCAGCCAAGAUUGUAUUCGUAAAAUGUAUGUUAAAACCUCUCGUACCAUUAAAUUACGCAAGUACGUACUUGGAAUCUAUGCGGAUAUUCUGCUUCAUAAUCAUUUCUUUAAAAUUGAAGCUUUUCCAUAUCGAGCCGCGUACGGUCGUUGCAUGUCUUAAGAUUUAUAUCCUUGCAGUCCUUUGUGAACUCAAUAUACGAGAACUUUUGCUUAACAGAUGUCAUAUUUUUUUCAAUAAUGCUGCAUAUCUUUUAGAAUAGAAUUCCAAUCCACUAUUCUGGCUAUCUGUCAGGAAUUCACUAUAUCAUUUUUUCGAAAGCACUACUCAAAUUUGUUAGCUACACUGCCUGAUUUCGUUUGUGUUGGGCCUGGUGCCUGAAAUCCUCACUUGAUUGCAGAUAUGCCAUUUAAACAUUGCUCCUGCUCUUACCAAUAUACGACAUAUUGUCA